CGCCGCUAACUAGCUUUAGCUUCGACAGAUUUGCGUCUGACUUUAUUCCAGAAUUACACAACUCUGUCGUUUGAAAACUCCGGUGUCACCUGACGAACUCAUCACGUCUGAGUCGCUAUUUGUUCGGUUGUGGCUCAAUUCGCAUCUGCACCUCCACUGUAAUCUCCUCCCAAUGGUGUGAAGGAACCAAAGGUCGCACCGCAACAAUGUCGAUGCCCAACACGCCCUCCAGCAGCGACGCCUGCCUCAGCAUCGUCCACAGUCUCAUGUGCCACAGACAAGGAGGCGAGAGCGAGACGUUUGCCAAGCGAGCCAUUGAGAGUCUGGUGAAGAAGCUGAAGGAGAAGAAGGACGAGCUGGACUCUCUCAUCACAGCCAUCACCACAAACGGAGCCCAUCCAAGCAAGUGUGUGACCAUUCAGAGGACGCUGGACGGCAGGCUCCAGGUGGCUGGACGGAAGGGAUUCCCCCACGUGAUUUACGCCAGGCUCUGGCGGUGGCCCGACCUGCACAAGAACGAGCUGAAACACGUCAAGUACUGCCAGUAUGCUUUCGACCUGAAGUGCGACAACGUGUGUGUCAACCCCUAUCACUACGAGCGGGUGGUGUCUCCAGGCAUUGACUUGUCGAGCCUGACCCUCGGCGGCUCUGGACCCAGUUCGGGAAUGAUAGUCAAGGAUGAGUAUGACUAUGAUGGCCCGCCAAGCCUGUCUUCCAUAGACGGGAGUCACUCCCUCCAAACCAUCCAGCAUCCGCCAUCCUCCGGCCGUCCGGCUCCGUCUGACUCCUUCACUGCCCAGAACCUCCUCCCACCCUCCGAAGCCUCCACCUCUGCAGUCUCCUCAUCCUUCCCCGUCAUCACUUCUGUGACUGGAAGUACGUUCAAGUGCGAUCCACUGGUCAAUCUUUCAAUAACUCUACACGCUCUCUGCUCAGGUGCGCCCUCUUCCUGGUCUGGGAACGGCUUCACUGCGCCCCCCAUUCCCCACCUCUCCAAUGGUCAUCUGCUGCACCACACUCCCAUGCCACACUACUGGCCGCCACACAAUGAACUCGCAUUCCAGCCUCCCAUAUCGAAUCAUCCAGCUCCGGACUACUGGUGCUCCAUCGCCUACUUCGAGAUGGACGUUCAAGUCGGGGAGACGUUCAAGGUUCCCUCCACGUGCCACGUUGUGACCGUGGACGGGUACGUUGACCCCUCAGGUGGAGACCGCUUCUGUCUGGGUCAGCUCAGCAACGUCCAUCGCACCGAAGCCAUCGAGAGAGCAAGGCUUCACAUUGGUAAAGGGGUCCAGCUGGAGUGCAAGGGAGAAGGAGACGUGUGGGUCAGAUGUCUCAGCGACCACGCAGUGUUUGUCCAGAGCUACUACCUGGAUAGAGAGGCGGGCCGUGCUCCGGGUGAUGCCGUCCACAAAAUCUACCCCAGUGCCUACAUUAAGGUCUUCGACCUUCGCCAGUGCAACAGACAGAUGCAGCAGCAGGCAGCUACAGCUCAGGCAGCUGCAGCAGCUCAGGCUGCUGCCGUGGCUGGGAAUAUACCGGGACCCAGCUCAGUGGGCGGGAUCGCCCCUGCUAUCAGUCUGUCAGCAGCUGCUGGUAUCGGCGUGGACGACCUGCGCAGGCUGUGCAUCCUGAGGAUGAGUUUCGUCAAAGGCUGGGGGCCCGACUACCCUCGCCAGAGCAUCAAGGAGACUCCCUGUUGGAUUGAGAUUCAUCUCCACAGAGCACUUCAGCUGCUGGAUGAGGUUCUGCACACCAUGCCCAUUGCAGACCCACAGCCUCUGGACUGAUGCCCCCGACACUGGUGCUCUUAUCCAAGGCAGCUGCAGUACCUCUAGCCCUCCCUGUUCAGGUCAGCAAGUGACAAAACCUUCCAGAACUUGCAGCAAUUCUCCAGCAGUUACUGAGCUUUGGAAGGUUUUUAAUUACACCACAUUUUUUUAAUUUCUUUUGGAACUGUAUUUAUGGAACCAAAGUCAGUUUUUAAGCUCAUUUUUAAACAUCUCGAUGUCUCAACACUAAAACGCCAACAACCGAAAUGGCUGUAACGCACAUGGAGACUGAAUUUCUAGCACUUUAAUGAGCUUGUUUUAAUCAAAUGCCAGUCAAUAAACGUUGCUCUGCACAAAGGGGUUGGAUGGAAUUGGUGGACCAGGGUGGGCCCUUGUCAUCCGCUGAUGGAUACCUUGUGUUUUCACCCUCGAGUCCUGCUGCCCACAUGACAUGCUGUAGCUUGUUUCUGACUGUACUUUUCAAUCAAUUCCUUCGUAUUUAUGACACAAUAAUAAA
This is a messenger RNA of Synchiropus splendidus (mandarinfish), 2289 nucleotides long. RefSeq names its product mothers against decapentaplegic homolog 4-like. The transcript has 9 exons. Bases 207 to 1790 code for a protein of 527 amino acids. NCBI's taxonomy places the organism in Eukaryota, Metazoa, Chordata, Actinopteri, Syngnathiformes, Callionymidae. Gene Ontology annotation, molecular function: DNA-binding transcription factor activity, RNA polymerase II-specific; RNA polymerase II cis-regulatory region sequence-specific DNA binding; I-SMAD binding. Gene Ontology annotation, biological process: regulation of transcription by RNA polymerase II; BMP signaling pathway; transforming growth factor beta receptor signaling pathway. Gene Ontology annotation, cellular component: heteromeric SMAD protein complex. The record is from RefSeq and is a predicted model, not a curated record.